Molecule: messenger RNA, 777 nt
Organism: Melampsora larici-populina 98AG31
Lineage: Eukaryota; Fungi; Basidiomycota; Pucciniomycetes; Pucciniales; Melampsoraceae
Exons: 8
Coding region: 1-777 (258 amino acids)
Molecular function (GO): oxidoreductase activity, acting on the CH-OH group of donors, NAD or NADP as acceptor
Source: RefSeq, a predicted model, not a curated record
AUGCCUGCAAUCACUACUGGUUCUUUUGUUCUAGUCACCGGAGCUCAGCCAAAUGGAUUUGAUGAAGCUGUAAUAGAUAUUGAAGGAAUUAUUCAUGUUGCCUCACCCUUCAAUACUCAUACUUCAGAUGAUCCAUAUCAAACAUACAUUUCUCCAGCAGUCAAUGGAACUUUGUCAAUCUUAAAAUCAGCAAAUAGUCUCAAUGGAAAAUCAAUUAAAAGAGUCAUCAUUACUUCAUCUCUUGGAGCAAUAGCUAGUGUUGAAAGUUUGAGUGAACCAUCAUUCAAAGCCACUCACAUUUAUACAGAACAAGAUUUCAAUGAAGAUGAUCCUAAGAUUCUUGAAGAGAAAGGAUCAGCUUCUCCACCUUUUACUGCUUACUUUGCUUCUAAAGUUCUUGCGGAAAAAGCAGCUUGGGAGUUUGUCAAGACUAACAAACCAAAGUUUGAUCUAACAACCAUUUGUCCAUCAUUUGUAUUAGGACCAAUCAUUCAUGAAGUUAAAGAUGAAACAUCUCUAAAUACUAGUUUAAGUUUUUUCUAUCAAUUCCUUUUAGGAAGAAUUAGUAGUGAAAUCGCAAACCGUCCAACAGCAUCAGAGGUUGAUGUACGUGAUGUGGCAUUCGCCCAUAUCCAAUCUUUACUUAUCGAAAAAGCUGGUGGUAAUCGAUAUUUGAUUUCAAAACAACCUUUAAUAUGGCAAGACGCAUUAGAUAUUGUGAAUGAAAGUAAUCAAGCGAUUCAUUGGCCUAAUGCAACCAAAAGAACCCCAAGUUAG